Trichosporon asahii var. asahii CBS 2479 is the source of this 2085-nucleotide messenger RNA. RefSeq lists its product as uncharacterized. Gene Ontology annotation, biological process: regulation of transcription by RNA polymerase II. Gene Ontology annotation, cellular component: Rpd3S complex. The record is from RefSeq and is a predicted model, not a curated record. The transcript is spliced from 4 exons. Lineage: Eukaryota; Fungi; Basidiomycota; Tremellomycetes; Trichosporonales; Trichosporonaceae. The coding region runs from base 1 to 2085 and encodes 694 amino acids.
AUGCCUGACGACGAACGACUGCCGUCUGCCCUGCUCACUCCAUCUCACGCCCCGAUCGACAUCAAGCCCGACCCCGCCAGUCUCGCCGGCACCCCGAACGGUCCCACGGUCGACCGCCUGGCCGAGUCCACGGCCGCUUUUGACACGCCGCCACCCGGCUCUGCCCCCUCUUCCCUCAGUCGCCAGAACCAACCGCCACCAAUGUCCCAACUUGACCAACAAGUUUCCACCGACACACCCACCUCGUUCCCAAUGGACAUCGACACCCCGAGCACGCGCGCGUCGGCCUCCGUCUCGUACAAGGAGGACCCGCUGUCCGACGGCAACAUGGCCGACACGCCCGGUGCAGGGACGCCCAACGUGACCCAGCCUCCCCCGAGUGUCAUUCUUCGCAUCCCCGCCAGCGCCCGCCAAUCCUCCCCUGCCAGUAGUGCUGGCAAGCGCAAGCGACGUUCAGAGCCCGCGCCGCCGACACCGAGCACCCGACCCCGGCGCGGCGUCAGCGCCCGCAACAGCUCGCCUGGUGCGACCUCGACGCCCGCCAGUCGUGAUGGAAGCUCCGUCCCCUCGUCGCGCAACACGCCACAGCCCGCCUCUGGCGCACCAGCGGGCCAUGCGCUAUCCAUCUUCAACGACAAGACCUCGAACGAAGUCGCCGCCGAGGUCCAGACAAUCGUCGGCCCGAGUGCCGGCCGCGUCCUCCGCGAGCGCGAGCGCAACACGACCCCUUCGUCCUCGCGCGGCCGCGACGGACUGGAGCGCUCAGGCGUAAGCGCUUCUGGUAGAGGAAGGCGGGUCGGGGGAUCGGCCCGCGUGGCGAACAAGGGCACGCAGCAGCAGAACAACAGCGGCAAGGGUAAGGGCAAAGCGGCCCCCGCAUCCGAGAACUUUGUCAACCAGGACUUUUGCUCCGUGUGCCGCGGCAUUGGUCGCUUCCUGUGCUGCGACGGGUGCCCGCGCAGCUUCCACUUUAUGUGUCUCGAGCCGCCCCUCCGCAUCGACGAGCUGCCAAAGGAGGAGGUGUGGUACUGCCGCAAGUGCAAGGCUGACCGGGCGGGGACCAAGGGAGUAGACGUCAUUCGCGCCAAGGACAAGCCGAUCACUACCAUCUUUAAGACGAUGGCAGCCAAGCUGGACCAGGACAACCCGCAGCAGUUCCGUCUGCCGCAGGAGAUCCGGCAGUACUUCAACGGCGUCGGCACGGGUGCCAAGGGCGAGUACCUCGACACCGAGAGUGCGCGCAACAACCGCAAGGGAAUGAUGGAGGAGCGUGAUCCGCUGCGUUUGCGCGACGGCAAGCAUCGUCCCGUUGCCUGCUACAAGUGCGGUGGCACGUCUCUGCCCUCGCGCACGCCGGCGAGCGAGCCUGGUGCGCAGUGGCGACACAUUGUGUCGUGCGACAUUUGCCCGCUGCACUGGCAUCUGGACUGCCUCGACCCGCCGCUUGCGUCCAUGCCGUCUGCCGCGCGUAAGUGGAUCUGCCCCGCGCAUGCGGACCACGUUCUCCCUCGCCGCCGGACCGUGCGACACGGUCUGGAGACGGUCGACGUCGAGAAGCCCGGCGAGUACAACAACGGCAACAUCACAGUCGUCGAGUCAGAGGAGGAGCCAAAGAGCGCGAUCCCGCACGAGGACAUGGUCAUCAACAACCGCCGCUACCGCGUGCCGGAGAAGGUGAUCCAGCUCGACUUCUGGAACCGGCUCGAGGCGCGGCGCAAGCGCAAGCGCGGCCCGAUGGAGGCCCCAGCAAUGAAGGAGCACAAGGUCAAGAAGGCGUACCAGAACGUGCGCCGCGCGACGCGCCAGGACCUCGACGCCGCCGAGCUCCUCCUCGGCAUCAAGUUCAACGGCCCGGCGUCCAGCGACGUCGACGGGUCCCCGUCCAAGGGAUACACGCCGCUCGCCCCGCAGCCGCCUCCCGCCAAACCGGGGCAGAUGCCCGUCAAGCGCAACGGCGCAGCGGCGGGGAAGAAGGGCUCGCUCGGCGCGCAGGCGGCCAAGGGCGCUGCUGCCGCCAAGGACGCGACGCCGAGCAAGGACAGCGCGAACGGCGGGCCCAAGAUCAAGCUGCGCGUGGGCAAGUAG